AUUUUCUCCCCUUUGUAUGUGACGGCUGUUCAGGUGUCUUUUGCCUUCAGCACAGGAGCCGGGAUGCUCAUGGGUGUUCUGAGGUGAAUAUAAGAAACAAUUCUGUGAAACCAGAUCAGCACAGAUCUUACCCGUGCUCAUACAAGGACUGCAACGGAAAGGAGCUUUUGCCAGUUUUAUGUCCCUACUGUGAAAAACAUUUUUGUCUAAGACACCGGCAUCAAUCAGACCAUGAAUGUGAGAAACUGGACACACCAAAACCUCGAAUGGCUGCCACCCAGCAGCUAGUUAAACAUAUUAUAGAUUCUAAAAAAAAUGAGGAAGCAAAGAGCAAAAAACGUAAAGGAGUGAAAAACAGUGAGACAGCAGCAAAAGUGGCAUUAAUGAAACUGAAAAUGCACGCAUGUGGGGACAAGUCCUUGCCUCAGACAGAAAGAAUUUACUUUCAAGUAUUUUUACCAAAGGGGAACAAAGAGAAAAGCAAGCCCAUGUUCUUUUGCAGUAAGUGGAGUAUUGGCAAAGUAGUAGAUUUUGCAGCUUCCUUAGCAAGCCUUAAAAAUGACAACAACAAAUCAACAUCCCAGAAAUUGAGAUUGUGCCAUACUGCCUCUGGAGAAGCCUUGCCGUUUGAGCACACGUUGGAAACAUGGCUAUCUGAUAAAGACUACCCAUUGUACAAUGGUGGAAAUAUAAUUUUGGAGUAUCUUGAUAAUGAUGUUCUAUCUAUAGAAGAUACAGAGUCGUACUUUAGUUAAUCAGUAAAUUAUCACAAAUGAGAAAAAAAAGCAAAGAUUUUUUUUACAAGUGUGGUAUUCAAACCAAGUCC
This is a messenger RNA of Balearica regulorum gibbericeps (East African grey crowned-crane), 826 nucleotides long. The record is from RefSeq and is a predicted model, not a curated record. Lineage: Eukaryota; Metazoa; Chordata; Aves; Gruiformes; Gruidae.